Molecule: messenger RNA, 876 nt
Organism: Mycena citricolor
Lineage: Eukaryota; Fungi; Basidiomycota; Agaricomycetes; Agaricales; Mycenaceae
Source: the annotation of a GenBank genome assembly
AUGCAAUCGCUUAAGCCUGACUUCCUCGAUUCGCCCUACUACCUGGCUCAUCCCGAUGUUAUGUCACACGUCGUGUGGAAACAGAUGGGACGUACCAACUUUCUGGUCACCACUGCAUCUGUGCAGAACGCCGGGCCGACCGAGGUAGCCCCUGUCGCAAACGCUGAUGCUGGGCAAAGCACUUCCAGCGAUGGUGAUGUCGCUGACCCAUCUCAGUUCGAAGCUGCAGAGCUUCACUGUGUCGCGACCAUCGGGCUGGAGGAUUGCUGGCUGAACCCCGAUGGGAAUUUUCCCAUUCCGGGUGGUGCAACAGAGCUCGCCAAAGUGACGUUGAACUGCCAGGCCGUUUCACCCCCGAACAGUGGCAAAUAUGCGGCGCCGUACACCAAGUCGAUGGCAGUUCUUCGAGGGCUCGCUGAUCGUGUGAAAACGCCGGGAUUCAGCCUCAAGGGUAUGCUCGAUUCGAAAAAGCCAGGUUUUAAAUUGCGCCACGUCCCAUUCCGCUUGCCCGAGGAUGAUAGUGACAAAGGCUGUGAGUUGGAAGGCCUGGAGGACUGGCCUGUCAAAAAGCAACAAGGCGAAUCCGCAAAAAUUGAGAUGGAAGGAAAAUAUGUGGUGGAUAGACUCUGCGCCUAUGAUUUGGGUGGUAGGAUCAUUGCGCCCGAGGACUACAUGAGCAAACUUCCCGGCGCUACGGUGGCUGCGACAUUCACGUUGACGCACUUCAGCUUCAAGAACAAGGGCGAGGACACCAUUGUCGCCGACAUUGUCAAGCUGCGUGUGAUCGAAUCGAAGAUAGCUGCGCCUUCGAGCCCGAGGAAGCGCCGUGCCGUGCCGGAGAUGGACGAGAGUCCGAAGAAAAAGAGGAAGGCGUAA